UAGACCUUUAACAUGCUACAGACCUUAACUUAACUCUGAAGAACGAGGAACAGCAAAACUCUUGAGACCAGCCACCGCAUUUCCUACAUGAAACAAUAACAAAAAAAUGAGGUCUAAAACAUCAUUCACAAAAACAGAAAUAAGUGACUGAAGAGUAUGGCUGAGUCAAGACCAGAGUUUGUGGUCUCCUUCUUGGAGGAUUUCAAGGAGGAGAUCAUUGCUCGAGCAGAGUGCCCUGAAGCCAUCGUAGAAGCCUGGAUGUCCCAAGAGCUGGUCUCAGACGAGGAGAGGACAGACAUCACCAGUGCUUUAACACCAACAGACCAACUGAGGGCGCUGUUUCACACUGUGGAGAGGGGAACGCCACAGACGCAACACAACUUUUACAAUCUUCUGAAAGAAAAGGAGGCUGAGAUUGUGGCAGAACUGGAGCAAAGAUGCCACAACAACAAGGUCACACAAACAGAGCUAACCUGGACACAGGCCAAACCUGAAAUUAACAUCAAAUCUAAAAAAGAGAAAAUUAUAAGACAGAAACACCUAUUAAAUGAAAUUAUCAGGGAAACUAGAACAAUUUGGGAGGACAGACAGCUUGAGAAGGAGGCUUUCCACAUUUUAAACAAAGCAACCAGAUUAGUGAAAGAGAUCGAACAACUUUGGGAAAAUAUGGAACACGAGGAAAACCAACAGAAGUUAAAAAUGGAUGCAGAUAAACAUUACAUAGACGAGAUGCAUUCAAAUGUCCAACGUGAAAAAAGUCACUUGGAACGAAUCAAAACUGAAAUCCAGACAGAGAAAGCCAAGUUAGAACAAGACAGACAGGCCGCUAAGGCAGAGAUGGAUGAGUUAAACAAUUUAAAGAAACACAUUGAGAUACAAAAUAAAGAGCUCGAUGAGAAGUUAUCUGAUUUAAACACACAGGUACGGGAAAUGGAAGCAGCUAGUGCAGAGGCAGUGUUGAGGAAAAAAGAUCUGAUCAAGACCAUGAAAAUUAAUAAAAUAAAAGAAGGAACCUUGAUUAAAAUGAAGGAGGAGACAGAGCAGGACACGAAAAGUCAAAUCAAAUGGAUCAACUUCCAAAUUAAGAAGAAGGGACGGCAUCUGGACCAGCGGCUGGAGAGGACCAUGAGACAAAGAGAUGAACUGGACAUUAUGAAAAUCAAAAUGGACCGGCAAAGACAGGAGCUGCAGCAGAGAAUGGAGGACAUGGUGAACAAGAUGGUGGUUGUGGCUCGUGUGAAAGAUGGUAUGAAAACAACAGUGGAGGAGUUGGACAGCACCAGAGCAGAGAUGCACGAAGUUCAGAAGGAGGCCAGAGAGAAUCAAGAGCAAAUGAAGCGAUAUGUGGAACUACUGAAAGACCUGAAAGUUAAAGUUGACAGAUGGGUUGCAAAAGAAAAUCAAAAAACACCACUUGUAAGAGUCUAUGUCCAGCCGGAAAACAUGAUGGACAGUGAAGAACGCAACAUCUCUUUAGAGUUGCAGGGAGACAUGUAUGAUGAAACAAUGUCUUUUCAAUAUCAAGAAGAAAUGAUGCGGAAUGAACAAGAAAUUGAAGACAUCCAACAACAAAUCUCUCAACUCAUGGAUGAGGAGGAGACGGUGAGAGGACAAACCAGGUCAGAUAUGGACAACAUGGCGGCUACAAGUGAAGACAUAAAACAGCUGAUCGAAGAAAUAAAUGAACUGCAAAGCCCGGACGCAAAAUUGGAUUCAGAGGACAAAUCAGCAAAGGUAGAAACACAUGGGCUGAUACAGAAAACAGUACGCACAUUUCAAACAUUAUUUACUUCAAUUUGGGGGCAAAAAGAAGAGACAAUAAUUAUACAAGAGACGCACGAACAAGAGGAAAGCGAGGAGAGUGAUUCGAUGGGGGCAGAUGUUGAUGAAGAAUAUUCUGCAAGUGAUAUUCAAAGACUGAGAGAGGAGAUGUACACGACCAUAGAGAUAAUCAGAGCAGUGAAGUUGGAGCUCUGGCCAGAAUCCGAAGACUGUUUUGUGGAGGAAGAGUUUGUCCUUAGCGUUGACACUGAAGUGCUGCUGCAAGAGAUAAAAGAAUUCCAAGAAGUUUUAUUAAUGAUAAGAGACGACAUGAGAAACCUGAAGGAGGAACUGAGCAGCAUCAAGACUUUCAAAAUCACAGCGAAGAAACAACAACGCAACCUGGACAUGAGGUUAGAAAAGAAUAUGAGAGCGAGAGACGAGCUCGACAUUUUGAAACGGAAAGUUCAAAGACAGCACGAAGCCCUUCAACAGAAAAUAGACAGAAUACAACGCGUCAAAGAUAUUGUUGAACGAAUGUCUGAAACGAUACGAAAAAGAAGUGAAGAGCUUGACAGUGUGAUAAAAGAGAAUGAAAUAUUAUUGACAUUGAUACAGGAGCUUUGCGCAAAGUCGCAGGACAAAAAACAAGACAUGGAAACCUUAAAAUUGAGAAUACAAAACGAAUGGAUGAAAAUGCAAUCAGAAAUUAGUAAAAUUAUCAAUAUGAACCAAAUUGUUCAAAAUCAGAAGCAACAACUGGAUAAUAAGAGGCGCUUGACCAAAAAAGAAAUUAAAGAAAUGGAGGUGAUUAAGGCUGAGCUAGAGGUAAGGAGGAGAGAAAGUGAACAGGCUUUCAGAAAGGCUACGAGGAAAAAAGCCGAACUGGAAAAUAUGUGGAUUCAAAUAAGGGAAGAGAGGGAUGCACUGAGAAGAGAAAGCAGUAAACAGAGGAGGGAGCUGGAACAGAGGCUAGAAAGGACGAUGAGAGAAAGAGACGAGCUGGACAUACUGAAAAUAAAGAUGCAGAGACAGAGGGAGGAGCUGUCUAGGGAGAUGGAGGUCAUUAGCAGAGAGAGAGAAAGCAUUCAAAAACAGCUCGCGGUAAUUCAGCAGCACGAGGAAAGAGAAGGUACAACAGAAACAGGAAGUCGGAUAAUGUACGUUCAUGAGUUUGUUGGCGAGUUUUAUAAUGUGAAGAAAAACAUUGACAGAGGGUUUGAGAUGGUCGCGAUGGAGAUUACAGAAGUUUUCGAAAACGUUAAAAUUGAGUGGCGAAAGCAGCUGGAAAACUUACAGGAAAUCCAUUUGGAAAGGAAGAACAUAAAGGACAAAAUGGACAGAAUCAAAUCUCUGCUUUGUGUAAUCCAAGAGCAAAGAAGUUCCCAAGACAGAUCAGAGAACGAGGAGAGUCGUAAACGAAAAGCAGAAUUGGAUUUCACUUUACAGAAGGUGCAAAGGGAAAUGAGAGAGAUGGAAGUUUUGAAAUCAGAACUGGAGUUGACAAGGAAAGAAAAUGAAAAAUUAGUCAAAAAAGGAAUAAAGAAAGAACAAAAUGUAAAGGCGUUGUGGGCUGAACUUGAGGUAGAGAAGGAUGCUCUGAUGAAGCGGAGGAUAGAAGUAGAGCAAAAAUGGGAGAGUGUGAACCAAGAAAAGGAUCAGUUAGAAAUAAUGAAACUGCUACUACAACAAAAUGAAAACACAAAGGAUCUAAUAUCUUCAAUUGAAUCAUACAAUAAGAUCAAAAUGUGUGCAGAAAAGAUGAAGAAUGUGAAACAGUACUUUGAAAAAAUAAUUGACGCUUUCGAGAUGGAAAGCAAACGCCUUACAGAUCAGACCGGCUUUCUAAACACGACUAAAGAGGAAGUGGAGAAAAUCAAAAUGGAGAUUAGACGACAAAAAGACAUACUGAUUAAUGUAACAAAGCUAAUGCAUGAAAAGCAGAUUUAUUGGACCCAAGUCGAGGCAGAAAUUGAGAAUGAAAAGCAGAGAAUUGUGAAAAAUUUUGAAGAGUUGGAGAAGGAAAGGGAAAUUUUCAAAAAGCAGACUGCAAUGUUCGAAGUUGACAAAGCAAAAAUAACAAGUGAGGAAAUUGGGACCCUGGGUUUUGAUGAUGGAACUGAAAGAGUGUUAAAACUUGAGAAAGGUGCAGUCCAGAUGGAGCAAGAAAGAGCUGAGAUUCAAUCUGAAAAGCGAGAUAAUUUGUCAGAGGAAAUAAAAGCUUUGCCAGUGGAGGAUGGUGAAAACCUAAUGAAAAUCAAAGCUGAAAUACAACAAGAACAGGAGGAGCUGGCUAGAUUCAGAGAGACAAUUGAAAAAGAGAAAUCAGAGUUGGAUUUAAUGAAGUUAGACACGCAAUUACAGAUGGCUCUGAUUGAACAAAGCAAACAGAAUAUAAAAGCGGAAAUCGAGCUACUCAUUGCCGCAAAGGCAGAGAUGGAGAACAAAAGGCAACACAUUGACAAGCUCCUAGAUGAGAUAAACUGUGAAAAAACCCGCGUUAAAGAUCUGUCACUUCAGAUUAGCGAAGCAAAAGAAAAAUUGGGGAAAUUCCAACUGACUGCGUUGGAACAGAAAGACAAAGAGGAGGAUCAAGAAGAAAUGAAGAUGGCUUUAAUCUCGGAGACAGAACAAUUCAAAGAUCUCAUUAGGGCACUCAGUAUGAUGAAAGCCGAGGCUGAAAAGGCCAUUAAACACACCAGGGAGGAGAAUGAACAGCUUAAUACAACGAGGAGAGACGUUGAAGACAAACGACAGAUGUUGGUGCAAGAAAAGGAAAGAAUAACUGUUCAACUGCCAAUGCUGAGAAUUCACUUGAGAGAAAAAUGUGAACAGGUCAUGAAAAAUAAAAAUGAGGACGUCAAAUUCAAAAUACAAGUAACAGAGCAAAAACAAGAAGAUGUUGACAAGUUAUGCGAUGGACUGCGAAAGAAUCAAGAAAAGUUUGAACAACAGAAAAUCAAAAUUGCGAAGUGUGUCGAUCAAGUUGGUAAAGAAAAGCAGCGAUUGGUGAGUUUGAAGCAAAAAGAAGGAAAAUCUAAAAUGGAUGUAACUGAAAUGGUUGAGGAAUUGCCUUCAGUGAGUGAGAUAUUAGACAGAAAAGCUGAAUUAGAAUGCACAUUGACAAAUCUUCACCAAAUGGAAGAGGAUAUUAGAAGUUCUCUGUCAGAGAUCAAAACUGAGAAGGCCAAUCUCCAAGUUCUGGCCAAUGAAGUUCAAGCACAAAAGGACACACUUCAAAAGAUUGUCACCGCUACAAAACAAAAGGGACGGAAAGGCAGUAAGCUACUUCGAGACGAUAGACAAGUUGAAAGAAAAUUAUCUGAGUUCAAAAUCAAAGAAGAGAAACUUGAAAUCAUGAAAAUAAAAUUAACAGAAAUUGCAGAACGAAUUUGCGGAGAUGUGGAAGAAAAACUCAACAAAUUAGAUCAACAAAGUGAAAAUGUAAAAAGUUUAAAUGUUUCAGUGGAGCGGACUUACACCAAUCUGAAUGAACAGCAAGAAGUGAAAAACUUGAAAGCAACAUUGCGCAGAGAAACGAAAACAAUUAAAAGCUUAAUUUCUGCACUGAAGGCACAAAAGGAACAACUGGAAUCUGCUGUUCAACCUGACAUCUUAAAAGAAAGAAAUGAUCUUGAAAAACUGAAAACUCAACUAAAACAGGAGAGAGAAAGUCUGGAUUUGGAAAAAGAAAAGAUGGAUAGAGAAAGAAUGGAAAUGGAGACGAUGAGAGGCGACAUUGACAGAAAACUCAACCUUGUGAAGCUACUAAAACAGGAAAAAACAAAAGUUGAGAGCUUGGAAAAAGAAUCAAGACAUGCAGCAGAAGAAGUGGAAAAUGUGAAACCUGAAAUGGAUCUAGUUGCCAUAAAAACGGAAAUAUCAGACAGUGAAAUGCCUGAAAGGAUGGUAGACAUGAGACCAGUAAUCAAUACAGUGCAAAGUGUUCAACAACUAACUCAUAAACUGCUUUCGGAAAUACAAAACAAAAUGGGUCGAAUUGAGGAAUUACAGAUAGUAUUUGAACAAAAGCAAUCACAACUUAAUAAACAAUCGGAAAAAGUAUCUGGAGAUGCAGAGGUGUUCAGAAGAGAUGUACAAAGUCUGCAAAGUGUCAUUUCAGACAUGAUUGAGAGACAAAAGAAAGAGUCCGAAAAGAUGAUUCAUGAAACUUUGGACAGAGAAUUCGUGAAAGCUGAAAAUAUUUUGAUGAAUUCUGAGCAAAUAAAGACAUUGGAACAUAUUCAGAAAUCUAUAAGAAAAGAACAAGAUGAACUGAGACAGACUGCAAACAAGCUUAAAGAAAAUAAAGAAAAUAUUAGCAGUUUGAUCGCUGAAACUACUAAAGAGAAAAGUUCAGUUCAAACACUGGCCAAUCUAGUGCAGAGAGAAAAGGGGCGUUUUCAGAAUAUUUUGAGUAACGUACAAAAGACAGCUCAAGAUACAUGUCAAGAUAAGGCGACACAAACAGAGGAAGAGGCAGCUAGAACAACAGAAGAAGAGCAAAGAAUGGAGAAAGAUGGACGAAAAAGCCAGACAUAUCAAAAACAAGACACAUUUCAAACUGUGAGUGAAAAAUGUCUUAAACUGGAGAACAGAAUGGAACAAAUACAAGCAUGCAAAGCUCUAGAAAAUAAAUGUGUAGAACUUGGUCAAGAAAAACAAAACAUAGUAGCAUUCAGUGAAGUGUUGAAAACCGAGAAGACAAGUUUAAGCGGUAAAAUAUCCGACAUACUAAAACAUAUACAAGGAAAAAAGGGGUUGAAAGCCACGGUUGUCUCUACUGAACCACAAACUGUCAUUCCAAAACAGGAACAAAUGGUAUCUGAUAUCAACCAACAAUAUGCUACACUGAAAAAGCACAAUGAAGAUAUGAUAAAGCACUGUAAGAAGUUGGAGGCAUAUAGAGCAGAAAUACAAGACAAGAGAGAACGACUGAACCUUCUGUUCAAUGAGGUAACAACAGAGCAAAGCAAGAUUAAAGAUUUGGCAAGUGAUGUUCAAAAUGUGAAGAAAGGUUUAAAUGAUUCCGUAGAACUGAUUCAAACUGGAAAUCUACAGGAAAUACAAAACUUAAAGGAGAAAUUGGAUGAGGAGAAGAAAGAAUUUGAACUUUUAAGGCAAGAUCACGAUCGAAAGAGACAAGAGACUGAAGCUGCCAUGAAAAGUGUUCAUGAAGAGAGACAAAAACUAGACGAAAUGAAAAUUUGGUUAAACAAGGAAUGCGAAGAGCUGAAGAAUGAAAAAGACAAAUUUAACUCAGAAAAACAAGACCUAAAACUCAUAGAGGUAACACUGAAAAAGCACAAUGAAGACAUCACAAGGUAUUCCAAAAAGCUGGAAGCAGACAAGGUAGAGUUACAAAACAAGAAAGAACGAGUGAACCUUUUGUUUAAUGAGGUAACAACAGAGCAAAACAUAAUUAAAGAUUUGGCAAGUGACGUUCAAAAUGUGAAGAAAGGUUUAAAUGAUGCCGUAGAACUGAUUCAAACUGGAAAUCUGCAGGAAAUACAAAAUUUAAAGGAGAAAUUGGAUGAGGAGAAGAAAGAUUUUGAACUUUUAAGGCAAGAUCACGAUCGAAAGAGACAAGAGACUGAAGCUGCCAUGAAAAGUGUUCAUGAAGAGAGACAGAAACUUGAAGAAAUGAAGAUUCACUUAAACAAGGAACAAGAAGAUCUGAAGAAUGAAAAAGACAAAUUGAACUCAGAAAAACAAAAUCUACAACUCAAAGAGGCUAUGCUGACAAAACACAAUGAAGACAUCACAAAGUAUUCCGAAAAGCUGGAAGCAGACAAGGUGGAGCUACAAAACAAGAAAGAACAAGUGAACCUUUUGUUUAAUGAAAUAACGACAGAACAAAGCAAGAUUAAAGAUUUGGCCAGAGAUGUUCAAACAGUUAAGAAAAGUUUAAAUGAUUCCACAAGUGAAAAUCUACAGGAAAUACAAAACUUAAAGGAGAAAUUGGAUGAGGAGAAGAAAGAAUUUGAACUUUUAAAACAGAAUCUCAGUGAAAGGACAGAAGAGACUGAAGCUGCCAUGAGAAGUGUUGAUGAAGAGAGACAGAAACUAGAAGAAUUUAAAAUUUGGUUAAACAAAGAACAAGAAGAUUUGAAGAAUGAAAAAGACAAAUUUAACUCAGAAAAACAAGACCUAAAACUCAUAGAGGCUACACUGAAAAAGCACAAUGAAGACAUCACAAAGUAUUCCAAAAAGCUGGAAGCAGACAAGGCGGAGUUACAAAACAAGAAAGAACAAGUGAACCUCCUGUUUAAUGAAAUAACGACAGAGCAAAGUGUGAUUAAAGAUUUGGCAAGUGACGUUCAAACUGUUCAGAAAAGUUUAAAUGAUUCCAUAGAAAUUAUUCAAAGUGGAAAUCUACAGGAAAUACAAAAAUCAAAAGAUGAAGUGGAUGGGGAGAAGAAAGAAUUUGAACUUUUGAGACAGGAUCUCAAUGAAAAGAGAGAAGAAACAGAAGCUGCCAUGAGAAGUGUUCAUGAAGAGAGACGGAAACUAGAAGAAGUUAAGAUUUGCUUAAACAAGGAACACGAAGAUCUGAAGAAUGAAAAAGACAAAUUGAACUUGGAAAACAAGACCUCCAAACUCAGAGAGGAUCAACUGAUGGAAAAUAUGAAGUUUAUGGAAAAGUUCAGAGACAGACUCAAACAAAUUAACUUUGAACGCAAACUACAAAAUAUAGACAAAAUGGAAAGGAGUGUGCAGGAUUUAUUCAGCAAAUUGCUUACAGACUUACAAAGAAAUAAAGACCAGAGUGAAGACAUAAAGAGGUGCAUUAGCUCAAUACAGAGUACAAGGUUUGAACUGUUGAGUCGGUCAAAAGAAGAGAAGAUAAUUCCUGAAAAGCAAAGUGUGGAAACACAAAUUAGACAGCCAGAAGAAAUCAAAGAAAAAGCAAAUCUGGAAAAGUUUGAAGCAAGGACAGAGAUGCUCAUGUUAAAACAACUUGGUGAAGACAUGAUGAGGGACAAAGGUUUGAUCAAAAAGACAAAAGAUGAGCUCUUAAAGCAGAAGGAACAUAUUGACAAUUACCUAAAGGAGGUAGAUACAGAGAAGACCAAACUCCAAGAAAUGGCCAGUCACAUUGAAUCUCAAAAACUACAGCUUGAGAAGGUCGUCCAAGAAUUACAAAGGAAACAAAGUGAAAUAGAGACACAGCAAAAAGAAUUGAAUGUCUCUAAAGAGUUGUUGAAGGCUGAUCAAGAAGAAGUGAUGAUGCUGAGAAAUGACCUACUACGAAAAAGACAAGAAAUCGAUGCAGACAAUCAGCAGCUCCAAGAAACCAGACAGACUUUACAAACUGAAAAACAACAACUGGAAGAUCAAAUAAAGGAAUUUAAAAGGAAAAGAGAAGAGACUGAGAGUUUCGGUGAAGAAAAACUACAGUUUCACAAAAUGGAGACAGAAAUGGAAAUGCAAGAAGAGGAUAAGCAGCAUGAACCAAGCAAACUGAGACCCCAAGAAGAACAAGAGUUGAGGCAGGGCGAGACGGAGGCACAAAUGAAUAAGAUGUUGGAAGUGAGGCAACUGGAAGAACUGAAGAAGGAUAUGGACAGAGGAGAACAAGAAACCAAUGAAGUGAUGAAACGUAUCAAUGAAGAAAAACUACAGCUAGAAGAAAACAGAAGACUGUUACAAGUAGAAAGAGAAACACUGAAUGUAUUGAUGGCACAGCUGGAAGAUAAAAAAACAGAAACUGAAGCUGCCACAAAACGUGCUGAAGAGGAGAAAGAGCAGCUUUACAAAGCAAAAGAAGAGUUUGAAUUACAAAGACAGGAAAUACAGCAGCAACAAGACAAGCUAAAACAUAAGGAGGAUGAACUUAAACAACAAGAGAUGGAGACACAAAUAAAUAUGAUGAAGGAAGUGGGGCGGCUGGAAGAACUGAAGAAGGAUAUGGACAGAAGAGAACAAGAAACCAUCUCAGCUAUGAGACUUAUCAAUGAAGAAAAACAACAGCUUGAAGAAAACAGAAGACAAUUACAAGUUGAAGCAGAAACAGUGAAAAUACUGAUAGCAGAGAUGGACUAUAAGAAAAUGGAAGUUGAAAUUGCCAUGAAACUUAUUGAAGAGGGGAAAAAGCAGGUUGAGAAAACAAAAGAUGAGCUGGAAUUACAGAGAGAGGAAUUAAAGCAUCAACAAGACAUGUUAAAACAGAAGGAGGAGGAGCUUAAAAAACAAGCAGUAGAGAUUCAAAUGAAUACACUGAAGGAAGUGGUACAAUUAGAAGAACUGAAAAAAGAUAUGGACAGAAGAGAACGAGCAGCCAAUGAAACAAUAAGACUUGAAAAGUUGGAGGUUGAAAACGCCCUGAAACUUGUUGAAGAGGAGAAAGAACACCUUUACAAAACAAAAGAUGAGUUGGAAUUACAAAGACAGGAAAUACAGCAUCAACAAGAGAAGCUGAGACAUAAGGAGGAAGAGCUAAACCAACAAGAGGUGGAGACACAAAUGAAAACAAUGAAGGAAGUGGGACGUUUGGAAGAACUGAAGAAGGAUAUGGACAGAAAAGAACAAGAAACCAAUGACGCGAUGAGACGUAUCGAUGAAGAAAAACAACAGCUUGAAGAAACCAGAAGACAUUUACAAGCUGAAAGAGAAACAGUCAAAGUACUGAUUUCAUAUAUGGAGGAUAAAAAAGUGGAAAUUCAAAAUGUCAUGAAACUGAUUGAAGAGGAGAAAGAAAGCCUUAACAAAACUAAAGAUGAGUUGGAAUUACAAAGACAGGAAAUACAGCAUCAACAAGACAAGCUAAAACGUGAGGAGGAAGAUCUUAAACAACAAGAAGAGGAGACUCAAAUAAAUAAUAAGAAGGAAGUGGGACGACUAGAAGAACUGAAGAAGGAUAUGGACAGAAGAGAACAAGAAACCAAUGACACAAUGAGACUUAUCAACGAAGAAAAAAUACACCUAGAAGAAAACAGAAGACAAUUACAAGAUGAAAGAGAAACAACCGAACUACUGAAGGCAGAGGUGGAGGAUAAAAAAGUGGAAGUUGAAACUGCCUUGAAACUUGUUGAACAAGAGAAAGAACAGCUUUAUAAAACAAAAGAUGAGUUGGAAUUACAAAGACGGGAUAUACAGUACCAGCAAGACAAGCUAAAACGUAAAGAGGAAGAGCUUAAACAACACGAGGUGGAGACACAAAUAAAUAUGAUGAAGGAAGUGGGACGACUGGAAGAACUGAAGAAGGAUGUGGACAGAAAAGAACGAGAAGCCAAUGCAGAAAUGAAACGUAUCAAUGAAGAAAAACGACAGCUUGAAGAAAACAGAAGACAAUUACAAGCUGAAAAAGAAACAGUCAGUGUAUCGAAGGCACAGAUUGAGGAUAAAAAAGUGGAAGUUGAAAACACCAUGGAACUUGUUGAAGAGGAGAAAAAGCAACUUUACAAAACAAAAGAUGAGUUAGAAUUGCAAAGACAAGAAUUACAGCAUCAACAAGACAAGCUAAGAUGUAAGGAGGAAGAGCUUAAACAACAAGAAGUGGAGACACAAAUAAAUACGAUGAAGGAAGUGGGACGAUUGGAAGAAAUGAAGAAGGAUAUGGACAGAAGAGAACAAGAAACCAUCUCAGCAAUGAGACUUGUCGCUGAAGAAAAACGACAGCUUGAAGAAAACAGAAGACAAUUACAAGUUGAAAGAGAAGCAACCAAAGUACUGAAGACAGAGGUGGAGGAUAAAAAAGUGGAAGCUGAAACUGCCAUGAAACUUGUUGAAGAGGAGAAAGAACGCCUUUACAAAACAAAAGAUGAGUUGGAAUUACAAGGACAGGAAUUAAAGCAUCAACAAGACAAGCUAAGAUGUAAGGAGGAAGAGCUUAAACAACAAGAGGUGGAGGCACAAAUAAAUAUGAUGAAGGAAGUGGGACGAUUUGACGAACUGAAGAAGAAUAUGGACAGAAGACAACGAGAAACCAAUGUAGCAAUGAGACUUACCAAUCAAGAAAAACAACGACUUGAAGAAAACAGAAGACAAUUACAAGCUGAAAAAGAAACAGUCAAAGUAUUGAUGGCACAGGUGGAGGAUAAAAAAAUUGAGGUUCAAAAUGCCAUGAAACUUAUUGAAGAAGAGAAAGAGCAGCUUUACAAAACAAAAGAUGAGUUGGAAUUACAAAGGCAGGAAAUACAGUACCAGCAAGACAAGCUAAAACAUAAAGAGGAAGAUAUUAAAGAGCAAGAGGUGGAGACACAAAUAACUAAGAUGAAGGAAGCUAGACGAUUGGAUGAACUGAGAAAGGAUAUGGACAGAAGACGACGAGAAAUCAAUUCAGCUUUGAGACUUAUCAAAAAAGAAAAACUACAGCUAGAAGAAAACAGAAGACAGUUACAAGAUGACAGAGAAACAACUACGGUAUUAAAAGAACAACUGGAGGAUAAAAAAGUGGAAGUUGAAACUGCCUCAAAACUAGUUGAAGAGGAGAAAGAAAGCCUUUACAAAACAAAAGAUGAGUUGGAAUUACAAAGACAUGAAAUACAGCAUCAAAAAGACAAGCUAAAACGUAAGGAGGAGGAGCUUAAACAACAAGAGGUCGAGGCACAAAUAUUUAAGAAGAAGGAAGUGGGACGAUUGGAAGAACUGAAGAAAAAUAUAGACAGAAGAGAACAAGAAACCAAUGAAGCGAUGAGACUUAUCGAUGAAGAAAAACGACAGCUUGAAGAAAACAGAAGACAAUUACAAGUUGAAAGAGAAACAGUCAAAGUAUUGGUGGCACAGACGGAGGAUAAAAAAUUGGAAAUUGAAAAUGCAAUGAAACUUGUUGAACAGGAUAAAGAGAAACUUUACAAAACAAAAGAUGAGUUGGAAUUACAAAGACAGGAAUUAAAGCAUCAACAAGACAAGCUAAAACGCAAGGAGGAAGAGCUUAACCAACAAGAGGUGGAGGCACAAAUAAAUAAGAUGAAGGAAGUGGGGCGACUGGAAGAACUGAAGAAGGAUGUGGACAGAAGAGAACAAGAAACCAAUUCAGCUAUGAGACUCAUCAACAAAGAAAAACAACAGCUUGAAGAAAACAGAAGACAGUUACAAGUUGAAAGAGAAACAACAAAAGCAUUGAAGGCACAGAUGGAGGAUAAAAAACUGGAAGCUGAAGACACCAUGAAACUUAUUGAAGAAGAGAAAGCACAGCUUUACAAAACAAAAGAUGAGUUGGAAUUACAAGGACAGGAAUUACAGUACCAGCAAGACAAGCUAAAAUGUAAGGAGGAAGAGCUUAAACAGCAAGAAGUUGAGAUACAAAUAAAUAUGAUGAAGGAAAUGAGACGACUGGAAGAGUUAAAGAAGGAUAUGGAUAGAAAAGAACGAGAAACCAACUCAGCUAUGAGACUUAUCAACAAAGAAAAACGGCAGCUUGCAGAACACAGAAGACAAUUACAAGUUGAAAGAGAAACAACAAAAGCAUUGAAGGCACAGAUGGACGAUACAAAAGUGGAAGCUGAAACUGCCAUGAAACUUGUUGAAGAGGAGAAAGAACAUCUUUACAAAACAAAAGAGGAGUUGGAAUUACAAAGACAGGAAAUACAGUACCAGCAAGACAUGCUAAAACAUAAGGAGGAAGAGCUUAACAAACAAGAGGUUGAGACAAAAUUAAAUAUGAUGAAGGAAGUGGGGCGGCUGGAAGAACUGAAGAAGGAUAUGGACAGAAGAGAACAAGACACCAACUCAGCUAUGAGACUUAUCAAUGAAGAAAAACUACAGCUUGAAGAAACCAGAAGACAAUUACAAGCUGUAAGAGAAGCAACCAAAGUAUUAAAGGCACAGAUGGAGAAUAAAACAUUGGAGGUGGAAAACGCCAUGAGACUUGUUAAAGAUGAAAAAGAACUCCUUUACAAAACAAAAGAUGCAUUGAAAGAUUUAGAGAGAAAACAACAAGAAGCAGAGGCAGCCAAGAGACAAAUCACUGAAUACAAAGAGCAGCUUCAGCAAAUAAGGGAAGAAGUUUUCAAAAUGAGACAAGUUCAGCAACAAAAAGGCACAGAACAAGUGGAAGUGGUUCAGAAAAGUUCAGAUCUGGAGUUUGCUUGGGAGGAGAUCAGAGAGCAGAGACAGCAGCUCAGUUUAAAGAAUGAAACUUUGGAAUUGGACAGGCUAAAGCUACAGAAACAACAGGAGCAGAUGGACACAGACCUGAAGAUAAGACAAGACCAGCUCUGCACCGUGACAGGGCAUCUGAGCCAUCUAAGAGAACUCCUCCAACACAACAGGAGCAUGUUACAACUACAUACACAAGACAUAGGCAAACUGAGGCAGAAGCUCACAGCUCUGGACCAGGAUAGAGACAAGAUGGCCAACUGCAUUCAGUUGUUUCAGAGGCACAAAAACAAUCUUAAAGACACAAUGACUCUCUUCACUGGACAAAAGCAAAAACUUCUACUAGAGAAACAGCAGGCAGAGACACUGAGCUCAGAAGUGAAGCAGCAGAAACAGGAGCUGGAUCAAGAGAAGGACAAGAUAGACAAAGAGAAAGACGAGAUACAAAAGAUGACGGCUGAUGUCCACGCAGUUGUGAAGAGGGUUCAACAAACUGAAGAGAAGAUUCAAAAAUCUGUUGAGACAUUAUUUUCCUUCAAAAUCGAGUGUCAAUCACAAUUUGCAAAUUUGGACAGUAUCCUUGCUGAGAUAAAGAAGAAGAGAAACAAGAUGUCCGACAUUUACAUGCAAAGAGAUCAACUUAAACAUACCAUAAGUACUUUGGUUUUCAAGCUCAAAGAACAAAAGCUACAAGAUGAGAGUUCACCAAAUCAAGCAGAACAGUUGAAAAUGGAGCUAACUCAGAUAAAAGAAGAGAAAGAGGCAGCCAUGGAAGCAAUCAAAGCAGAGAGACAACAGUUAAAUGAAAUUAAGACAAAAAUAAACCUGGAGAAACAAAGACUUAUGGAAGAAAAACAAAAUAUUCAAACAGAAAUGUCUGAAAUUCAAUCCAAGAAAGAAGAGUUUUUAAAAUCAAAUAACAUCGUAAAGGAGAAAUUGCAAACGUUCACAGAAAAAGCUUGGGACAAGGUCAACCAUCAAAUGAACACUUUACAAAAUAAUAAUCAGAAUGUGCCUGAAGCUGUGUUCAGAGUUGGAACAAAAAUUGAAAGAUGUUGA
Molecule: messenger RNA, 14862 nt
Organism: Boleophthalmus pectinirostris (great blue-spotted mudskipper)
Lineage: Eukaryota; Metazoa; Chordata; Actinopteri; Gobiiformes; Gobiidae
Product: reticulocyte-binding protein homolog 2b-like
Biological process (GO): regulation of apoptotic process
Source: RefSeq, a predicted model, not a curated record